GGGUUGGUGCUAGCACAGUUAUGCGCUUUGUGCAGGUUUGAGAAAACUUUGCGAAGUUCGCUCGGGGCGCGCUUCUCCGCGUCCUCGGCUGCCCGCCGGGAUGGGCAGCCGUGUGCGGCGCGGCAUGUGCUGGGGCAAGCGGGGCCGCGGGCCCCGCGGUGGGGGCGCGCUGCUGGCGCUGGGGCUGCUGGCGGCCGUGGGCUUCCUGGCGUGGCGGCAUGGCCCUCCGCCCCGCGCCGCCCCACCGACGCCCGCCGACGCAGCGCGGCUGCGGAGACCUGUGUACGAGAAGCCCACCCCGGAGCCGGGGGCGCUGGGGGAGCUGGGCCGCGCCGUGCGCCUUGAGCUGAGCCCGGCCGAGCUGCGCCUCCAGGAAGAGAGCAUCCACCGCCACCAGAUCAACAUCUACCUGAGCGACCGCAUCUCGCUGCACCGCCGCCUGCCCGAGCGCUGGCAUCCGCUGUGCAGAGAGAAGAAGUAUGAUUAUUACAGCUUGCCAAAAACCUCUGUUGUGAUAGCUUUUUAUAAUGAGGCUUGGUCAACACUACUACGAACUGUUCAUAGUGUUCUUGAGACAUCUCCAGAUAUCCUUUUGGAAGAAGUUAUCCUUGUGGAUGAUUACAGUGACAAAGAACAUUUAAAGGAGACUUUGGAGAACUAUGUGGCUGGCUUGCGCAAGGUGCGCCUUAUCCGUGCGAAUAAGAGGGAAGGACUGGUUAGAGCACGGCUGCUGGGGGCUUCAAUAGCAAAAGGGAACAUCCUGACUUUCCUCGAUUGCCACUGUGAAUGCCAUGAAGGCUGGCUUGAACCACUUCUGGAAAGAAUCUGGGAGGAGGAAACAGCUGUCGUCUGCCCUGUUAUCGAUGUUAUAGACUGGAAUACGUUUGAGUACUUGGGAAAUGCUGGGGAACCACAGAUUGGUGGAUUUGACUGGAGACUUGUCUUCACUUGGCAUGUAACACCUGAAAGAGAGCAGAAACGAAGGAAGUCUAAGACUGAUGUGAUCAGAUCUCCAACCAUGGCAGGCGGAUUGUUUGCUGUGAGCAAGAACUAUUUUGAUUAUCUUGGUUCUUAUGACACAGGAAUGGAAGUCUGGGGGGGAGAAAACCUGGAAUUCUCAUUUAGGAUAUGGCAGUGUGGAGGAAGUCUUGAGAUCCACCCUUGCUCUCAUGUAGGUCAUGUUUUCCCCAAACAAGCUCCAUACUCGCGGUCCAAGGCUUUGGCAAACAGUGUACGUGCAGCUGAAGUAUGGAUGGAUGAAUAUAAAGAACUUUAUUACCAUCGAAACCCACAUGCUCGUCUGGAGCCAUAUGGAGACGUGACAGAAAGGAGAUUCCUUCGAGAGAAGCUCAAAUGUAAGGACUUCAAAUGGUUCUUGGAGAACAUUUACCCUGAGCUCCAUGUACCUGAGGACAGACCUGGCUUCUUUGGAAUGCUGAAGAACAGAGGAAUGGUGAACUUCUGUUUUGAUUAUAACCCUCCAAAUGAACAUGAAGUAACUGGACACAGGGUCAUACUGUACCCAUGUCAUGGCAUGGGACAAAAUCAGUUUUUCGAAUACACAUCCCAUAAUGAAAUACGUUACAACACUCGGCAGCCAGAAGUCUGUGCAGCAGUUGAUUCAGGAACUGACUAUUUGACAAUGUACUUGUGUGAAGAAAAUGUUCAUAGUAUUCCUGAAAAUCAGAAGUUUAUUUUCAGAGAGGAUGGCACUUUGCUUCAUGUGCAAACCCAGAAGUGCUUACAGGCAGAGUCAAACUCUUACAAUGGUAAUCCAGCACCACUGUUACGACCAUGUACCAAUGCAGAAUACCAAAAAUGGUUCUUCAAAGAAAGAAGUUGAUCCAGAUGUCAUCUAGUAUACAGCUGAAUACGAAAACGUUAUCUUUCUAGUCAGCAGCUCAUUAGCCUUUUGAAAAUUACAUAAUUGAUAUAUUUUUGUAUGAAAAGAACUGUAAUCAGUUUACAAGCAUUGAACUUUGUUUUCUGGAGCAUUAAAAGGCACUAAGCAUUGAGAGCUAUGUAAAAUAAGUAGUAUGGUUAUAUCAUACCACAGAAACUGCACCUCUUCUGUUCUCUUUAUCUGGCAGCUACAUAAAUGUUUCUAAAGUGUCUUAAGUUCUUUUCAUAAGUGACAAUAUAUUUUUUUAUACUACUGUGUGACAGUCAAAGCAAGGCAGUCAGAAUAAUUGCACUAAUGUUACCUGCCAAUAACUUAAAAUAUUUAUUUUUCUACUAAAACAUUCUACAAUUGUGUUUUGAACACGUACUAGUUAGUAAUUCUUUUUGUCUUUUAAAUAUGAAGAGGGCCUGAUUCUGCCCUAUGCAACUACCUAGAACCCUCACUGAAGACAGUGUGGAUUUGCAUGUGAAAGCAGAAUGCAGGUCCUCAUAUUUUUGCACAAAUAACAAUCUAGAUGCAUAAAAAUUGCACAUGCCUAACAAUACUGUACCUUAAAUAUUGUGACAUUUUCAGGUGUUCAUGGCAGUUGAUGAUUUCUAAUAGUGCUGAAGGCUGUUCUUGGAGUAAAAUGGGGAUUUUUCUCAUCUCACUUAAAUAAGAUGACAAUAUUUAAUGGUGAUGCUCUGGGAAGAUCUAAUUAGAAUUACAAGGAUCUAGCCCUGCAAUUGCAUCCCAGACUGAAGAGUUUGUUUUAACAUUAAGUGUAUUUUCAAUAUGCUCAAAACUUGCAAGAUCAGACCUUGGAAUAAUUCUUCUGAUACAGAGGAUUUGUUUCAAAAUUACUGUUAGAGAAAAUGAAUCUAAACAUAUCAUUAUCUUUCAGUUAAACUGUAAAUGUAAAAUGUAAAUUCUCAUGUGUAAAAAUGAAUAUAUAAGCAAAUAUUGAUUUGCAGCUAAUUGACAUAUUUUGAAAAUACAAAAAUUGUCUUCAAGAUUAUAACUUGCAUUUUGUCUGGGGAUUCCUCUUCUGAGUAAAUUGUUUGUGUCAGUGUAUACAUUCCUACUGAAAACAUCGGAUUUAACCUGCAUCAGUAGAAAAGUUGUUUUUUGAGGUGCACGGGAUCUGCCUUACCUGAUCAGACAAGCAGAGUGUAUAGCAAUGUCUUUGACCACCAUAAUUACAAUAUUGAUUAAAGAGUUUUAACUCAUAACAAAAGUUUCUGUCUAUAUCAGCUGGAGGUAUGCUUACAAGUUAAAGGAUGAAAAUUUAAACCAUUUUUCCCCCAGAAGUCUUGGCAUCUGUUUGGGUUAAUUUUUUAUUUCUUUCAUUAUUUUCUUUCUUCCUCUUUUUUAUAUACAGUGUACAGUCCUUUAUUUGAAUCCUCAUAACCUAAUAUCAUGUUGGCAUGUCUAUUUAUAUGAUUAGAGCUUGGAGGAGGGAUUCUUCCUGUGGGAGAUACAUAUGCAAGGUUCUUUCAAGAUUUUUAUAAAACCACGUAGAUCAAAUGGUUUUGUAAGCACCUUCAAAGUUCUGUCUCUGGGGGUGGAUUAAUGAAACUGAUGUUAGAACUAAUAAAAUACUUAAUGAAUCAGUAGAGUGACAA
Rhea pennata is the source of this 3507-nucleotide messenger RNA. RefSeq names its product polypeptide N-acetylgalactosaminyltransferase 12 (gene GALNT12). Gene Ontology annotation, biological process: protein O-linked glycosylation. The coding region runs from base 101 to 1843 and encodes 580 amino acids. Gene Ontology annotation, cellular component: Golgi apparatus. Gene Ontology annotation, molecular function: polypeptide N-acetylgalactosaminyltransferase activity. NCBI's taxonomy places the organism in Eukaryota, Metazoa, Chordata, Aves, Rheiformes, Rheidae. The record is from RefSeq and is a predicted model, not a curated record. The transcript has 10 exons.